Aspergillus nidulans FGSC A4 is the source of this 2449-nucleotide messenger RNA. RefSeq lists its product as uncharacterized. The record is from RefSeq and is a predicted model, not a curated record. Lineage: Eukaryota; Fungi; Ascomycota; Eurotiomycetes; Eurotiales; Aspergillaceae. The transcript has a single exon. The coding region runs from base 1 to 2409 and encodes 802 amino acids.
AUGGCAGCAACCCAGCUUCCGGCGAGGAGCGCUGGACACAAACUUUCAACAGCGGAGGAGAUCAAGGAGUAUGAGAAGAUUCUAAAGAUAAGCGAGGAUAUCUUUUCUGGGACUCACCCUAGGUUGAAGGUUCCGCAGCAAUUUGUCCGCAAAGGCGUGUCUCGCAACCCGCCUGCGCCAACAACGCCUCAAAAUAAGGCGGACAAGAAGGAGGUUUCGCCUUCCAAGGCUGCGUCUCACCAUAUUGCGUCUACAGUGAAGCCUGUCGGCUCCCCGAGAACAAAUUUCACAAAUGGCCCCUCGAAUACAACGGCCUCCCGUAUCCUUCCCAAUCCUGCCUCGGAAAUUGAUCCGAUCUUCCUGGAAAAGUCAGAAGACUUAGUGAGGGCAGAGCUGCAACUGCAGAGACAAAGAGUUGAAAGGGAGAUACGGGAACAAGUUGAGCUGAAGAGACAGGAGUCAAAACAGAAAGUAUCCAUACAGGACGCGACCCCUGAUUUUGACGUCUCUGAAGUUCUCACACGGGCGCAUGAAAUAGUCAAACCCUCCCCAGCACCUGAGACUGCAGCGCCUAGUGACUCUAUUGACGAGAACUCCUUCUACUCUAGCAGGGCCCCAGACUCCCCGCAGCACGGUGACCAUAAGUCGUCUUCGGCGUCAUCGUCUGUACCUGGGGAGCUUGGCACUGGGGCCAUCGGAAGAAGAUACUCAGAUGAGUUGCAUCGGCUUGAAGCCCUCAACCGUCCCGACUCGGAUCAGUCAAUGCAAGAUACUUACUCCAUUGCAGAGCCCCGACCUUCGUCUCAAAGGCAGCCGCACUACUCGGAAACGUACAGGACACACAUGCGCCAACCGGCUGAGCCGUCGGAUGAACCUGAAUACUCCCCUCCAGCUCCUGGAGUGGCGCCAAUGGAAAGGGUAGAGACUUACGAACCCCCAAGAGCCGUUCCGAACGGCCCUAAACGCCAGGUAGUUGAUCCACGAGACCGGUACGAUAGACGGUCGAUCUCUCCGGCAGAUGGAGUACGAGUUGUACGGAAUCAUAUCACAUCCCCCGCAGCUCCCCAGCCGUCUAGGGUCUCCCCUCUCGCCAUUGCCAAGGUUCCAUCUGUUAACCAGCAUCAUGAAUCGCGCUCAGAGUAUGAGCCAGAGCGCCGGGGCAGCCCUGAGGUGCCCGCUCAACUUCCAGUCCCUAGAAAGCGUAGGCGAUUACAUGAUGACAGGCCGGUGUAUAAAACUCAAGGUGGUGGUUCGGUUAAACCCUUCAUCAAAGAGGAGCCUGUUUCCCCUCCUCCUUUUGCAGAUACGCCACCUCUUUACCGACCACGUGCUCAGGAAGGGCCUGUUUACAUUGAUGUCCCUUCACCCCGCUAUACGCCAGUGGUUGACCGACGGGAGCCGGCGUUAAGAACUUCAGGAUAUGGAAUGGAACCUUACGAUGAGGCUCUUGGCGAUCAGGUGAUACCCCGUACAGCUUCACGGCUGGCUGCUCAGCGGCCAAUGCGGGAUGACCAGGACCUGAGAAGAGUGGCGAGUUUGCACCAGGCGCGAAAGCCUGAAUGGGGGCGCGAAUAUGCUGAGCCACAGGGCCCUCACCCUGCUCGGAACGGGCCGUAUACGAUUGUUGAGCGCCUACCGCAACAGGACGGCGCACGAUAUUAUGAUGAGCUUGCGCCAAGGCGUUAUGCAUCACCUCUUCCGCCACAGUAUCCCGAAUCUUACUAUAACGAUUACGUUGUGCAGUCACCUCCGCGACGAAUCGUUAUAGACGAGCAUGGUAAUCAGUAUUACGAAACUAUCCCCGCACCGAAAAUGUCGGCGAUGCCACCGCCGGCUACUCGGAUUCCGAGGGCCGAUUUAUACGAGGCCCCUCCGCCGAUGCGCCAGGCUAGCGUCCGGGCCGCAUCGGUUGUUGAAGACCCUUACAGUGGUCGAAGAUUCGUGCAGGAACUGCCCCAGGGUUACCGUCGGGUGACAGACUAUGCUCGACCGCCACCGACUGACCGACGCCCUUACGCGGCGCCCUUUGAGGUGCGGGAGCCGUACCCGCGUAGUAGCAGCGUGCAGGUUCACGACUAUGCAGCCCGGCCGAGUCAUUACGCGGAAGAAGCCGAACUUCCCCGAGAAAGAGUAGUACGAAUCCCAAGUGUCCGACCGCCGACAACCAGAUACCAGGAGCCCCGCGAAGUGAUACAGCGCGUGGAAAGUGUCCAUCCCGGUGGUCGCGACACGAGCGUAUACGUUGACGACGAGAUGCGACGGCCAAGGGAGUACAUUGAGCGACCGGUUCAAUACGUAGCCGCACGGCCUAUGGCCCGUGAGAACCGGUAUUACGAGAACGGCGAGCCCGAGCGAGUGGUGCUCGACGGGCCGAGGGAUGUAAUCCACCGAGUUCCUCAGCGGUACUGAGCGGUAUUGAGCGGUAGAUUUGUUUUAAAGGAUGAUGAUU